GGAAACACUCAGACAGAACAAAUGAGCAGCCGUGGCUCUGCUCCGCUACAGACGCUGAUAUCGGCACACCGGCAAGAGCUCAGAUUACAGCCGGAGAGGAUCACUGCGCUCUGAGACACAGCCCAGGACUGACACUUUUUCUCAAGUGGGAUCUCCAAACCCAAAAACUACUGAGGUGUGUUUUUGUAGCUUUCGUGGACGCAGAUUUCUCCACAUGCACAGAUCAUGGAUUCACUCUUGACAGCAGCGAUGCAUGGAGAUCCGGACACCGCAGAUUUGGACGCGUGAUGACCAUGGAGAGCAUGUUUAUCGGUAAUGCUUGUCAGAGUGGCCUCGUGCCAGCGCUGGUUCGAGCUCCUCUUCCCGCUGUGCCCCCCUCUCUGGGCAUGAAGCACUUUGUCCCCUUCGCUCUGAAUGGCGGCUCUGCGCUCAGCCUCAUUCCCAGCUUCAGCAGUAUGAAUGCAGUUCAGAAAGCUGUUUUGCAUCACAAGAUCAGUGCUUCGGCCCCCUCCAAAAGAAAAGCAAUGCCGUGUGGCGUUUGCCAGCUGAGGUUUAACUCGCAGAGACAGGCUUUGGCCCACUACAAAGGCACCAAACACGCCAAGAAGCUCAAAUCCUUGGAUGCCCCCAAAUGCCUGAAACACAAGAACUCCUCGGCAAGCAGGGAAAACACCAACAGGGAGCUUCCUAAAGGCCUUGUGCCCUCACCCGUGGCCUACAGUGAGGACAGAAAAGGUGAAGGUCUCGUGGCUCCUCCGUCACCCUCUUCAGCCCCAGUGUCUGGCCCCAGCACUGACUCCACAGAGUCUGCUUCAGUAUCAGGAGAAGAAGACGGUUCCUCCUGCACGCCCGUCCCACCUGAAUCAGAGGAGAACCACAGCGGGAUGAGUCCAGAGCCUGAGACGGAGGAUGAGAAAGCCCUGCGUCUGCUCUACUGCUCCCUCUGUAAAGUGGCAGUGAACUCUGUGUCACAGCUGGACGCGCAUAACAGCGGCACCAAACACAAAACCAUGCUGGAGGCUCGAAGCGGCAACGGCUCCAUCAAAUCCUUCCCCAGGACCGGGCAGAAGAGCAAACUCCCCACCGAUGCCUCCAAAACAGCAGACACGGGCCUGCAGAACAAGACAUUUCACUGUGAAACCUGCGACGUGCGCGUCAAUUCAGAAACGCAGCUCAAACAGCACAUCAGCAGCCGACGCCAUAAAGACAGAGCUGCAGGAAAACCAGCCAAACCCAAGUUCAGUCCCUACACCAAAACCCAGAGAGGAGCCAGCAAACAGACAGUGAAGAUGCCGGUUGGUAAAGAUCUGUGCCCUCCUCUGACCACCAGAAUAAUGCCAUCCCACCUGGCAGCUGUUGCGGCAGCAGCCGCCUCCAUUGGCUCCGCCUUCCCGCUGCGUGCCUGUCAUAACCCCGCUCUAUUUCAGACUCAGUCCCUCCCUGCCACGCUGCUCCGCCCUGCUCCAGGGCCAAUCAGAACUGCCCACACGCCUGUGCUCUUUGCCCCCUACUGACCUUCGAACUAUGACUUUCACCUCUAAAGCGCCAUAUCGCAAUAAUUUAAAAACAAGACUGAAACCAGGUAACUAUGCAUCGUCAUUUUUAUGAGACACAUGUGUGAUGUUAAGAUAUAAAUGUGGAUUUUGGAUUUUUUUUUUUGGUAUGGAAACCAUUCAUCAUCAUCAUCAUCAUCAUCGCCGCUUACAAGCACAGGAUUGACUUGUAAAUUUAAGGUGAGUUCGGGAACACAGAGGUGUUAAUUAUGGGGUGAAUGGAAAGUGUGUUUCUCUGCUGUUUUGCACUUUAAGCCGUUCUGUUGUUGUUUUCGGUGUUUUAGAUUUAGACUAGAUCUCUUUCUGUUUUUCAGCAGUUAUUGUACUGUAACCAGGUCAUCAGGGCUUAAUUUCACAAUGGACCCUUUUCACAUUCCUGUGAUUCUCCAUAGAGUAUGUUUCUGAAUGAAUAUGAUCUAUUUUAGACUAGAGUUUGCUCUAGUAGCAAAAAUCCAUCAAACCUUUUCAGUGACUUUACAUGAGAGGAAAGACAGCUGAAAGACAUCUCUCAGCGUUUGUAGUCAAUGCCAAUAACAGUGUUCAGCAUAACUGAGUUCACCUCAUUUUGAAAAUGAACGUUUUUAUGGAUCUCUCAGUGAAUAUAGGCAAUAACUUUUGGUGGAUUCAAAGAAGAGUUAUAUUAAACAAUUAUAUUUGUUCAAAUUCAUUAAAACUUUGAGAAAAGAAAGAUAAUAUAUAUCGAUUAAAAUGAGUGGUUGCAAAAAAAUUAAUACAAAAUUUCAACAAAAUUUGAUCGUUUUUUAGUUACCUUGAUUUUUCAGAUUUAUAAUUUCUAUUUAAUAUUUUUCCCUAACAUAUUAAUUUGAGACUACUAAUUUUAGGAGUUUUCCAGUUUUGGCUUUGCUUUGGUAAUUAAUAAUCUAAUGUAUAUGUACCAAUAAAU
Messenger RNA from Danio aesculapii, 2457 nucleotides. RefSeq names its product zinc finger protein 385D (gene znf385d). The transcript is spliced from 8 exons. The coding region runs from base 288 to 1514 and encodes 408 amino acids. Gene Ontology annotation, cellular component: nucleus. Lineage: Eukaryota; Metazoa; Chordata; Actinopteri; Cypriniformes; Danionidae. The record is from RefSeq and is a predicted model, not a curated record. Gene Ontology annotation, molecular function: nucleic acid binding; zinc ion binding.